Molecule: messenger RNA, 574 nt
Organism: Manduca sexta (tobacco hornworm)
Lineage: Eukaryota; Metazoa; Arthropoda; Insecta; Lepidoptera; Sphingidae
Product: chorion class A protein PC292-like
Exons: 2
Coding region: 55-501 (148 amino acids)
Biological process (GO): multicellular organism development; chorion-containing eggshell formation
Cellular component (GO): egg chorion
Molecular function (GO): structural constituent of egg chorion
Source: RefSeq, a predicted model, not a curated record
GUGGUGGUCAAUUAUAAUCAUUCUGUUGUGAAUCUUCAGUAGAACAAUUCAAACAUGUCUACCUUUGCCUUCAUUCUCCUCUGCGUGCAGGCCUGCCUCAUCCACAAUGCGUACAGCGCAUGCCUUGGCACUGGCUACUAUGGCGCCGGUCUCGGCUACGGCUACGGCGGUCUCGGUUGUGGAGGAUGCGGUGUAGGCGGCAUUGGUUACGCCGGUUUGGGUUAUGAUGGCUUCGGUUACGGCGGACUUGGCUACGGCGGCCUUGGUUAUGGCGGUUGGGGCUAUGGUGUCGGUUACGACGGUAUUGGUGCUGGUUACGGUGGUGCCGGUGUUGGCAACGUAGCUGUGGCCGGUGAGCUGCCCGUGGCUGGUACUACCGCCGUCGCUGGUCAGGUGCCCAUCAUCGGCGCUGUCGGUUUCGCCGGUGACGCUCUUGCCGCUGGUUCUGUCUCCAUCGCCGGUCGUUGCGGCUGUGGCUGCGGAGGACCCUAUGUCUACUGAAGACAAUAGUCGACAAAUGAAAUUGUAAUUACUACAAUGAAUUAAAAAAACAAAAUAAACAAAAAAUACAUCA